Schistocerca piceifrons (Central American locust) is the source of this 724-nucleotide messenger RNA. RefSeq names its product carboxylesterase 5A-like. The record is from RefSeq and is a predicted model, not a curated record. Lineage: Eukaryota; Metazoa; Arthropoda; Insecta; Orthoptera; Acrididae. Bases 11 to 613 code for a protein of 200 amino acids. The transcript has 4 exons.
UAAGGGAACUAUGCGGGAGCUCAACACAAACUUCCAGAGGCUGUUGCCAGCCGACAUUCCUGUUAAGAGGGAGGAACGCAUUACCGUUGCUCGAGACAUUAAGAGGUUCUACUUUGAAAAUCAACCUCUGGAAGAUUCAACCAUCGAAAUGUAUGCUGAUCUGCGCGGUGACAUCGUCUUCUAUUACCCUGCCCUUGUGGCGGCACGGGUGCAGUCUGCAGUCGCCGGAGCACAGCCGGUGUAUUUCUAUCACUUCGACGUCGUCACCGAUCUUAACAUGUCCAAGAAGGUCUUAACUAAAGAAGACAUUGCAGGAGCCUCUCAUGGCGAUGACGUCGGCUACUUGUUCUCGGGAGAAAUGUAUAAAGACGUACCCAAAGGACCAGAAACGGUGGAAGGAAAAGUGAUAGCGCGUAUGACCCGUAUGUGGACGAACUUCGCCACUAAGGGGAAUCCAACACCAGAUCCUGAUGAUCCCAUGCUACCUGUGACAUGGACUCCAUUCAAGAAAGACAAUCGCUACUACUUGAACAUCACAAAGGAUGGACUGAGUGUCGAGAAAGACCUGCACAAGGAAAGAAUGGAUUUCUGGGACAAGCUCUACAGACAGUAAAAGCAUGAUUGUGCUGAAGACAAACACCAUGAAUUGUGCUGCUACGCAUUGCAGCGUUAUUCCCUAGACUCAGAAGUAACUUAACUGAUUUAUUGAGUGCGGUAUCAGAUC